Cuscuta campestris is the source of this 1690-nucleotide messenger RNA. NCBI's taxonomy places the organism in Eukaryota, Viridiplantae, Streptophyta, Magnoliopsida, Solanales, Convolvulaceae. The record is from the annotation of a GenBank genome assembly.
AUUCCCUUCCACAGAUCCCAAGCAGUAGGAUAAUCGAUAUAUUGAUUGACAAUAUCCGAUUCUAUGUUUUCUAGAAUCCAUGUUAUAACCGUUGAGUCUGCUUGUCUCCAUUUGAUAAAUUUGGGGUCAUCAGAUUUGAGAGGUGUGGCAGUGAUGUGCUUGAGCCGCCCUCUCCCAUCCAACGCCAGACUCAUUUUGCGUGCCCAAAUGGCGUAGUUCCUAUCGUUGAGCUUUUCCGCCAUAUUUAAUGGCUGAUUGGAAGAGCUCUCGAUAGGUUCGGCCUUGGGUGUCAAAUUCUGAAAAUUUUGAAAAAUUUCCAGAAUUUGUGCAAGAUUGAUCGGCUGAUUUUUCGGAAGAAAACUUCAAUCGUGGGAGUGAGAGAAUGCCUCCUGGACUUGGACUUGGACCUAUUGCCGAAAUGUUUGGAAAUUUAUGCCGCACGUAUAAAGAAAAAAUGGAGGAGGAGAACUCCUUGUUCAAAAUGAAGCUACACAUAGAUCCCUCAGAUGGUGUGGAACUAUACAGUUAUGAAGAAUUGAAUGCCAUGACCAAUAAUUUUAAUAAAGGAAAUGAGAUUCAGGAGACUCUAUUUGGGAAACUGUAUCGAGGUUUAGUUAAUGGGAAGACAGAAGUGUUGAUCAAGACGUGGGAGUUUAUUCUACCGCCCCAUAGGGUCUUCAAUGACCAUCCGACUAGAUUCAUUAAUGAGAUUGAGAUGUUGAUGGGUGGAGAUCGGCAUUCAACAUUGAUGAAACUAAAGGGGUUCUGUUUUCAGACAGUGCUUGCAGUGGUCUAUGAUGAGAAACCAACUAAGUUUUUGUCAGGGGAUGAUUUGUCUGUUGAAAACUUUGGAUUGGAUAAGAGACUAUAUGUCGCAACUCAAUUUGCGAAAUUAGUUGUUUGGAUGCACGAAAGACAUAUUUCAUGUGGCUUUAUACGUCUUGAUAAGGUGAUGUUUGAUGAGGACUUCAACAUCAAGGUGUUCGAUUUUGGUUUCAUCGCUCAUUUUAGCGAGGCAGACAACAAAUAUGCGAUAGUUGAUGUAGCUCUCUCUAUAGAUGCUUAUGAAGUUUAUGACGGUAUACGCACAAAAAAGUCUGACGUGUAUGUAUUUGGCGUGUUGCUUGCUGACGUGUUCACAAUUAAUGCGCAAGGUAACAUUGGUUCUCGAUUCGUAUGGUUGGUUGGUACAGUUCAAGGUGGUGAUAAGAAGGUUGUGGAUAAAGCACUGGUGCAAGUUGGUCAUGAGGAUCUUGCCAAUAGCCUGAACAGUUUAAUUGUGGCAUGCAUGAAAGUGAAGCCAGACGAACGCCCAAAUAUGAGGGGUGUUUUAGCUUGCUUGUUGAGUUUGCCCAAGCAGAGAAAGAGAGGCCUCAAUACAAUGGGCGCACAGGGACUUCAAAUUCUUCUUAGAGAUGAGUAAUGUUCUACGACGAUUAUUCAUCCACAUUGUGCAUGGAAUAGUUUGUGAUGGAGUACCAUCUUCAAGACCCCAUUUGCUUUGAAUUUAUCGGGUAAGUUGCACUGUUAUAUCGAUUUUAUAUUAUGUGUUUUUAUUGGGUAGCUAGAUGUUGUAUACUAUGGAAUACUCUUUGUGUCCUUUCGUUGCCCGUUGAGGAACUAGUUGGUUAAUGUCUAAGCCAGUGUGGCGUAGCAUUUGUGAAGCUUGCAAUAAUUUUAAAUGUUGGGU